CGCAGUGAGCCUGAGCGGAUCCUCGCGGGCCGCACGUCCCCGAGCAGCCUUCAGCCAUCCAGCUUAGCGUACUCGACAACAACCAACGAACAGUUGAAAACUAAACUUUAUUUCGGUGAUGCGCCUUCUGUCUUUGCCCGAGAAUCAUGGCAGCUUCGAUUUUCAAACAAGAAGUCACCAGUGCGAAGGGCAGCAAGGAGGGCGACCCAGACCUGCAGUGCAUUGUGUGUGAAGAGGAGUAUAGCGAUGACUCGCCACCAAGGAACCUUGGCUGUGGCCACACCUUGUGCACAACAUGCCUCAGCCAGUACUUCUCCAAAAACCACCAGAAGAGCUGCCCAGAAUGCCGCCGACCAUUUCACGCCAAAAGUGCCUCGGAUUUGACCAUCAACUACCCCCUCUUGAGGUUAGCCCGUUCCCUGAGCACAGCCAGUUCCACUUCGAAAGGUUCCCAAGAAACUAAACUCAGGUGGGACAAUAGAGUUAUAAUUGAAGACAGUGACUUUGGUCCUGUAUGGAAGCCGAGUCCAUUUGAUUACAUGUGUGAAAUAACUUCUCCCAAGAAACAGACCGAGUUUUUUGGUAUGAAAAACUACAUUGCGUAUACUGUGACACCGUCUUUCUCAGCAAAACACGUGUUAAGAAGGUAUAAACAGUUUGAUUUUAUUCAGGAGAAGCUGAAGAGCCUCUUUCCUCUGAUCAUUUUACCAAAGUUGCCUGAAAAACAAAUUCUAGGUAAGUUUAAUGAUGAAGUUGUUGAAUACCGACAACAGGUACUUCAGACUUGGAUCGAUUAUAUUUGCUGUCACCCAAUCUUGUCACAGAGUGACAUCUUCCGUCUCUUCAUCACUGUAUCAAAUGAGGUAUCUUGGGAGGCAGCUGCCAAAAAGAUGAAAACUGAAUCUCAUGUCCACCGUAGUUUCUUCUCCGGUGUUCAGACGCCAAAGUCGGACUUUGAUCUGCAAGAGGUAGACACGAAGCUUGAGAGCUAUGCUGUCUUUGUCAGGGAGCUUAAAAAUUCUGUUAAGGAGCUGCAAUCUGCUAGUUUAACUCAAUUUAAUAAUUGGCAGAUGGAGUAUAUGCAAGACAAAGAACAAAUCAGUCAAGCCCUCUUGAAGCUUGCUCAGACUUUCAGUACAGCGUCAUGUGAGGACCCAGAGCUCCCUCUUCUUGUCUUUCGUGUGAGCGAAGCUUAUUCCAGCCUUGCCACUUUACCCAAAGAAGAAGUUCAGGCAGCUUGGCAGUCUUUAUAUAAAGUGGCAUCUGAGUAUUCUGUGUUAAUCGAUGAACUGGACAAGAUCCUGACUGUUGCUAGAAAGAAUGUGGCCCAGGCAUACCGUCUGGAAAUGGCUGAUUACGAAGAUGCUCGAGCGUCGUCUUACGUUUUUCUAGCUGAGGUGGCCCACCUGAAAUCCAGUUUUAUCAGGGACAUUAAAAAGGUUAUCAAGGUUGUUUUCCAGAACCAGUAUGAGUUUUACCAGAGUAUUACAGAUCAUCUGAGAAGUAAACUGGAAGAAAUCAUGAGUGAUGGCACAGGAGUACCAUCAGCACCUCCCCUUGAUCUUUGGGAAUAACUUGAAAUAGAAAAUGAUUGUACUAUUCAACAUGAAGUUGUAUAAGAAAUCUUUUCGCAUAACAUUUGGCUAAAGUCUUGGAGCAUUGAAGAAAAAAGCAGUUUUUAUAGCAUUUUAUUUGUCUGAGGUAAGAAACUUGCAUAUAACAAAAGUUCAAGGACCUUGUAAGGAUUAGUGCAGCUUGUGAACUUCAGUUGUGGCACAAGAUUACUGUGAAAUUUUUUCCAUAACUACACUUGAAAUUGAAAAUAUUUAGUUCUGACUUAUUGAAAUCAACAUCAAAACACUGAAAUUUACUUAGACUUUCAAAUAAAAUUUAUUUUCGCAACUUUAUAUAGGCUUAUCGUUUAAACUUUUGCAUUCUCUGCAUUUUGAAGAACUUGUUAUUGAAUACGUUUACCGAACAUUAAAUUUAAUUAGAAUAUACGUACAAUAAGUAGAAAAAAUAUCUCCUUAAAAUUAUCCAAAAGCCUAUUAAAAGAAUCAAGAAGUUGAUUUGGUUUGUUUUGUUUAAUUCUGAUCAGCUGAUCCAGCCGUGCCACGAGUGUUUCAUGUGACUUUUAUAGUGAGAAAAUGUGUCCAAUGCACCAUUUAAUUUGAUCCGAUACUAGUCCGGUCAGUGCAUUGUAGGCUAUAGAUUUAAGCCUUGAUGCAUUCAUGAAUUUUUAUUAAUACUUAUAUUUGAUUUGGUAGUACUUAAGAUACCUUGUGCUAUGAAAUUUUGAUGGCCUAGUCUGGCAACCUCUAGCAAUCGUAGCAUGGGUUCUGCGUAUGUGGAUUAUUGGGGGUUUGCUGUAU
This is a messenger RNA of Macrobrachium nipponense, 2372 nucleotides long. Its product is annotated as sorting nexin-9-like. Gene Ontology annotation, biological process: endocytosis; plasma membrane tubulation; endosomal transport. Gene Ontology annotation, cellular component: cytoplasmic vesicle; plasma membrane. Lineage: Eukaryota; Metazoa; Arthropoda; Malacostraca; Decapoda; Palaemonidae. The transcript has 2 exons. The record is from RefSeq and is a predicted model, not a curated record. Gene Ontology annotation, molecular function: phosphatidylinositol binding. The coding region runs from base 147 to 1574 and encodes 475 amino acids.